UCUGUCUAUCUACAGUUUACGUGACGUGAUCUACAGAUUCUCGCUUAUAUUUUCAGCAUUAACAGUGUAUUUCACGUGUAUAUACUUGUAGGUUAGGAGUCUAUUCGCGCAAUUUUUGACAUUGCACCAUCAGCGAUUACUGCUGUAAAUAUUAUCCUCGGGAAAAGAAAAAAAGAUUCAGUGGUUCUUCAUGGAUGCAUCCCGACUGCUCAUGCUCUUGUGGAGAGUUGGUCCUGUACAGCUGCCGAAAAUUUUUACAUUAUGCGUUAUCCAAUCAUCACUCGAAGAAAGGAUCAGAUCGUAUAUUAUGGUCGCGUUUGUACUUCCAGCCAGAUUUGCGAGCAACGACAUCAAUAAUGUAUCUCAUCUGCUUUGAAUAAAGCAAUAUUUUCAUCGCUAAUUUUAUAUCAUUUUUCAUCGCUCACAUCUCAUUGACGCACGUAGGUACUUAAUACUUUAUGAGAUCGCAAAUACGUCUUUCAAUCACUAAUGUCGGUGAUGUAACAUCAGUAAUAGGACGAUGUAGGGAUAUUAACAAGUAAUAAAUUACUUGUUCUUUUCUAUUCUAUCAUUUGUUAUUUGAAGAAAGGAGCUAGGAAAAUAAUUCUUUCCAUUGGUUAGUAUUAUUUUCAUGAAUAAUACUGCUAACCUAUUAAUUCUAUUUUUUUAAGUGCACGAUGAUAGACAAUUAAAUCAUCUUGAAACCUAUAUAAGCUAUGUCGAUUAACACUACAGUCGAAUCAAUCAUCUGUUUUUUUUUUUUUUUUUUUUUAAUGUGGGUCAUAUAUAAUAUGGACAGUGACAAUUAACAAUUUAGUUGACUGGGAUUAAUGCUAAAGCCAAGGUCAAGUUUUGUAAAUUAGCGAAUUCGACAUCUUCAAAAUCAAUUCUAUAAUCGUAUUGCAAUAUGAAACAAUAGUUACAACGAUUCGAAUUAUCGGCGGAUAUCUGCAGUCGUAGGUAACAGUCGGUAUCUUGCAGCUCUUUAAUUGUCACGACCGUCGUUGAUGCGCUCGCAUCGCUGCGCGGCCGAUCAGUCGUUUGAAGAAACGAACACGCGCGCAUAGAAGCGUAUACUUUAUACCCUAUGCUUUCUGUUCUUCGUUAUCUAUUCCGCGAAGGUGCGCGAUAGUACGCGACAACGAACAGGACGACGCCAUCUUCGCUCGGUCCUUUUUUUCAGUGAAACGUCACAUCUGGGAUACUUGUGCAAACCAUGGUCGAAGUGUGCGCAUAGACGGCGUGUAGUCAGUGUAUGUGUGGGAGCGAGUGAGCGUGUGAUGCUCGCGGAUCGCCACUCGUCUGACUCGUCACAGUCGUCGUCACCCGCGUCACCGGUGGCGUCGUCCAACGUUCAACCGAUACGUAACGCACGGAACGGAGCAAAGUUAUAUUUAAUACCGCGCGUUUGUUCGUUCGUUCGUUCGUUCCCCCGUCAUGUGCGGCUAAUAGUGACUCUAAUGAAUCUGUGUCGAAGAUUUUAUCCCGAGAAUCCAUCGUUGACGAGAGACGAGCGCGAGCUCGAAGAGGAGUCGUUUGCCGUCCAGUGCCCAUGUAAAAUCAUUCACUAGACUGUGCCCUCUCCCCCGCUCCUCCAUAUAGUUGGUUAGUUUCGUUCGUGUGUCGUUUUGAUUAGUGUUGUGUAGCCCUCUUGUUUCUACUACGUUCUCUCUUUCUCUUUCUGAUUUACUCUCUUGGUCUCUCUUUCUCACGCUCCAUGCUUGUUCUCUUUCUCACUCUCUUCUCUCCUUCCUCCAUCCUUUCUUUUUUUUUUUUUAAAGAAAGCGAUUCGUAUUUGGAAACAUAUUUUGUUGGUUAUGUUUCCCGUUACGUCGCUUUACAUGCAGCCGUGUAAGCGCGUGUAUGUGCGUCUACGCACCUGGCUGCAGGAGUAACAGAGGGAGGGAGAGAGAGAGAGAGAGAGAGAGAGAGAGAGAGAGAGAGAGAGAAGAAAGAGGCAAAGAGGAAACUGUACUGUAAAUGACAUAGUAGUGUGUGUACGUAUAAAGUAAAAUGCAUAAAUUAAGACUACCUGUCAAGGUCGAAUUACCCAGUGCUUUAACAAGGAUGGUAUUAGAUCCCAAGGCCACUAGUUUGCAUAACGAUUACGGAAGUUUCGAUCGACCAUUGGGCGCCGGGGAGGGCCACGAGGGGGACGUUGAGGCGGUUGAUGGAAGCAGCAGCGGGAUGGCGCAGUCCAGCGAUGUUUACCAACGGCAACCGCUCUUGCCCGGCGCACCAUUGUCCAAGAGCAAGGACAAGUGGUCCGGAGUGGCCUCGGGGUCAGACUACUACGAGGACGAUGAAGAUGAGAAGGGUAUCGAAGGGCUGGGCAGACAUUCCGGAAUACCGAACGGCUCCAGCGGCGGCAUCGUCAAGAUCGACAUGCCGGCACCGCUUCGCGAGGAGCCGCGAUUCCCCAAGGAAAAGUGGAAAACGUUUCUCGCAUUUCUCUUUAUGGUCGUAAACUUCAUACUGACGACGGCUUCCCUCGCGAUGGUACACGAGCGCGUUCCAGACAGAAACACGUAUGGACCACUUCCUGACGUAGUACUGGAUAAUGUUACCGCUCAGGAUUGGGCGCUUAACGUCUCGGAAGUCUUGAUUAUGAUCAUGUCCAAUUCCGCAAUGGUUUUUAUCAUUUUUCAUAAACAUAGAUUCAUAACAUGA
Wasmannia auropunctata (little fire ant) is the source of this 2670-nucleotide messenger RNA. RefSeq names its product phosphatidylcholine:ceramide cholinephosphotransferase 1-like. Bases 2014 to 2670 code for a protein of 218 amino acids. NCBI's taxonomy places the organism in Eukaryota, Metazoa, Arthropoda, Insecta, Hymenoptera, Formicidae. The transcript has 7 exons. Gene Ontology annotation, biological process: sphingomyelin biosynthetic process; ceramide biosynthetic process. Gene Ontology annotation, cellular component: Golgi membrane; endoplasmic reticulum membrane. Gene Ontology annotation, molecular function: ceramide cholinephosphotransferase activity; sphingomyelin synthase activity. The record is from RefSeq and is a predicted model, not a curated record.